AUGACCCCGAAACCUGCCCACGGUGUUGCCGCCGUUCCCUCGCGAAAUGCCCUUCGAGUCCUUCGGAGACUCGCUCUUGCCGGGUCAACUGUGGGCAGCUUUUGCACCGUUGCAGCUAUCACGUACGAUGUCCACCGGCGAGUUCGUAUUGCGGAACGCAUAGUCGAAAAUAAACGAGCUCUACAGACAUCUGCUCCCAAUUAUGAUGCGACCUCCGCAUCUAAAAGGCUCUGCCGCAUGAUGGAGGCGGCGGAAGCUGGUGAAUUCAUGAGCCUUGAGUCAUGGCAGGAGGAGGAAAGAAAAUUCAGAAAGUCACAGGGGUUCCAACCCGAGUAUAACGUGAAGAGUGAUCUGGAUAAACAGCUCUCUACGGCCGCAACGGAACAGGAACAGCUUGUCGCUGUCUCCCAAACCAGGGCUCCUACAAAUUCUGAACAGCCAACCGAGUCAAUUCAUUCCCCGGCGAACCAAACCAUUCCCAAGUAUGCCGACGGAAAGGAGUUCCCCGUCCUGACCCCAGUGACGGAUGCCCGCUCAAAAUAUACUAUUAGCCCACCAAGCCCAACAGCAGACCCAACUACUCCCUCACAUGGCCAAGGGAUGUCAAUUCAAGAGGAUGUUUCCGUGUCAGGCCAGAUCCAGGACUUGCUCAAUCGCAAUCGACCUAUCGAUGCUGCGGAAGUCUUCUUGGGGGCCCAUCCUGCCUCGACAUUCUAUAUCAACUGCAAGCAGAACAACGUUUUUAUGGCAAGAAGUAUCUUCAACCGGUUAAACGACAUCGAUACUGUAUCCCCCACGAUGUGGAAGGUUCUGCUGGUCGCGUUAGCCAGAAAUGGCUCGGUCGAAUCGCUUCCAGAUGACCUAGUUGAUAUUGUUCUCCGAUCACUAAUUGAAUCACGACGGCUUACAACCGCAAAGUGGGUUCUUCUGAGGAAUUUACGUGUGGACCGGGAUUGCGGAUUAUGCGGCGCAUAUUUGCAAGAGCUCUUGAAUGGUCAAUUUCGAAAGCUUUUAAUUAUGUUUCCCCGCUUCGGGAAGACCCCUACCGAGAAACUUUUCAACCCACUGGUAAAGGCGUAUGUGGAAUUUGGCAGGGCCGCCGACGCUGAAGCUCUAGUACACGAAAUGGUGAAUACAUACGAGGGGCUUCUGGUAUACGCCAAGGCUCUGGAUUGCGAUUGGGAAGCGCUCAAUCUCACGGACUCGAAGAGAGAUUUCACUCAGAUCUUUGAUCGCAUAUUUCUGGAGUACUGGAUCCGUGAUUUCCUUUACCGGUAUAUCGACAGGUUCCGCAUUGUUCCCGACCGAGUUCUUUACAAACACAUUCUGGAAGCUUUUGUGGAGAAGGGUAAUACAGACAUGAUCGCGGAAUUCUCCCAACUGGCCAAAGAACGAUUGUGGACGUCCAGGCUCAAUCAUGAUGAGUUUCUAGAGCUUCUCCGGGAUCGCCGGCAAGCCCUGGAGGAUUCGCCCGCCGCGCGGGAGGAACAUGGGCGAGCAGCUGCCACACAACAGGUCCUCGGCUAUGACCAACGCUCAUUCCCGCUCGCUACUGUGAACAAGAUGCCCAAGUCGCAAGCUUCCCUUCCGUGGUAUGAACGCACGCUGAAAGCGAUGACUCCAUCGAAGCCGGUGGAUCAGUAUCAAAAGCUUCACAAACAAAUGACCCAUUACAUGCAUGUGGGCAAGAUGCACGAAGCCCUCAGAUGCUAUCAGAAUGCCAAGAAUGCCCAGUUUCAAGUGAAGCAGCUCCAUGUGGAGCUGGCCGUGAUUGCUACGCUCUUGGAAGACGGAUUGAGCGCUGCGCGCGAGUUGAUCGAAACCGAGUGGAAAAGCAUCCGUCACCUGAUUCGAUUCUUCCCCGUCUUCUUCCGUCAGAUCACGGACGCCGACCCGUCAGCGGAAGGGGAACUGAUUAAAAGUGCGGUUCUGCGGUUUUACGAGCUCUGCUGGUCAAGCAAAAAGAUGAUGGUCAAGCAUCACAUCACCGCGGCGACUUCCCGACGUUUGAUCAUCCGCAAGCAACCGGAGUUGGCCAUUGAUGUGUUGACGGCUGUUUACACGUCCCGAUAUCGACGGGUGGUGAAAUUCGAUGCUGUUUGCAUGAAAAUGUUCCUUCGAGCUUUUGCGAGCGUCGGCAAUCUUGCCGGGGUCCGGUGGUGCAUGUUGACCAGUCUGUCCCGAGGGAGCGCGCUCAGCCGCGAUUUUGUCGUUGAAGUGCGUCGGCUCAUGGUAGCUCUCGAGCGCGACUCUGCGCCGGGGGAGCUGGCGGAGGAGGCAACCGAGCGGGCUAAGCAGCUGAGGUAUCUCAAUCACAUCGCGGACAUCCUCGAGCGGAAGUGCAACGGCGAAUCCGAAGCCUGGGGGGUGAAAACCGACCUUGCGGUGAAGAAGUCGUAUCGGCGGAUGUUAAAACGACCGCUUGACCACACACGUCUCUACAAUCAGUCGGAAAUCCAACGGACGAUUGAGGAGUGGGACGAGGAGUAUGAGCUCGAGGGUGUGCUCGGACGCAUUGACAUUGAACCCAAAUCCAUUCUUGCGCGAUGGAACGAGCCUUAUUGUCUGGGCCAGAAGACCCAAAAGCGCCUAGCCUCGUGUACUACUACUACUCCGUGUUGGCGGAGGCGGAAUCGCCUUUUCGUCCAUUCCCUCAGCUCUACCAUCUCCGCCAACGUUCCUCCUCUUGACUUCCCUUCCGCCACAACAAUGGCUUCCGCCGGUCUUGCUACCGACCAUGCCAAUAGCCCCAGCAUCAAGGUCUCAGAUGCAGCAGAAGAGCGCAGACGGGUUCAUCACGAUGCCGAUGUGGUAAUUGUGGGCGCAGGAGUUCUCGGAUGUGCGGUGGCGGUCGCAUUGGGCAAUCAGGGGCGAAGUGUGCUCCUGCUCGAAAAUUCCCUGAAGGAGCCAGAUAGGAUCAUCGGAGAACUCUUGCAGCCCGGAGGUGUCGCUGCACUGGAACAGCUGGGGCUCCGUGACUGUCUCGAGGGUAUCGAUGCCAUUCCCUGUCACGGUUACUAUGUCUCCUACUUCAACGAACCCGUCACCAUCCCAUACCCCGUUCAGAGUCCCGGGUCGCCACCGCCGGAGGGCCGCUCGUUCCACCAUGGACGCUUCGUGAUGAAGCUGCGCGCAGCCGCCAUGGCAUGUCCCAAUGUCACCGUGGUGGAGACAAAGGUCACAGAUCUAAUUGUCUGCUCCUAUACCAAGCAGGUUCUUGGCGUUGAGUGCUUGACCAAGGACAAGAAGGACUGCUACUUUGGCUCUCUCACAGUUGUUGCGGACGGCUACGCCUCGAAAUUUCGAAAACAAUACCAUCCUUACACUCCCAAGGUCAAGUCGAAGUUCUGGGGGUUAGAGCUUAUCGACGCGGAGGUCCCGCAGAAAUUCUACGGACAUGUCCUUCUGAGCAGCAAGCGGCCCCCAGUCUUGGUCUACCAGAUCGGAACACACGAGACGAGGAUCCUGAUCGAUAUCCCCGAAAACCUACCUACAGCGUCCGUCAAGAAUGGCGGUGUCAAAAACCAUAUGCGAAAUGUUGUCCUCCCUACUCUCCCCGAAUGUGUACAGCCCUCCUUCGCCGCCGCUUUGGAUAAAGGUCAAUUGAGGUCGAUGCCAAAUUCCUACCUCCCAGGCGCGACGAACAAAACACCAGGGUUGGUAAUGCUAGGUGACGCCCUGAACAUGCGACAUCCUUUGACUGGUGGCGGAAUGACUGUUGCCUUCAACGACGUGGUGAUCCUCCGGGAUCUACUAAGUCCGGAGAAGGUCCCCAAGCUGAGCGAUACUGCUCUCGUCCUGAAACAGCUGUCUGUCCUGCACUGGAAGAGGAAACAAGGUGCAUCAGUCAUUAACAUCCUAGCCCAAGCUCUCUAUUCUCUUUUCGCAGCUGAUGACAACUACCUCAAAGCCCUCCAACGAGGUUGCUUCCGCUACUUCCAACUAGAAAUGCACAGAGAACCCGUCAGUCUGCUCGGCGGUAUGCUCAAAAAACCUACAGUCCUCUUCCGCCAUUUCUUCACCGUCGCCUUUCUCUCGCUCUGGCUCGUCAUCCGCGAGUACCCAAUAUACCUCUUCCCCGUCGCCCUCGUCAAAUGCGUAAUGGUUUUCUGGACGGCGUGCGUCGUCAUUUUCCCUUACAUGAUAACCGAGGCCUUCUGCUAG
Messenger RNA from Aspergillus ochraceoroseus IBT 24754, 4164 nucleotides. RefSeq names its product pentatricopeptide repeat protein. Gene Ontology annotation, biological process: ergosterol biosynthetic process. Gene Ontology annotation, cellular component: endoplasmic reticulum; membrane. The transcript is spliced from 11 exons. The coding region runs from base 1 to 4164 and encodes 1387 amino acids. Lineage: Eukaryota; Fungi; Ascomycota; Eurotiomycetes; Eurotiales; Aspergillaceae. Gene Ontology annotation, molecular function: protein binding; squalene monooxygenase activity; flavin adenine dinucleotide binding. The record is from RefSeq and is a predicted model, not a curated record.